Amorphotheca resinae ATCC 22711 is the source of this 710-nucleotide messenger RNA. RefSeq lists its product as hypothetical. The transcript has 5 exons. Bases 28 to 552 code for a protein of 174 amino acids. The record is from RefSeq and is a predicted model, not a curated record. Lineage: Eukaryota; Fungi; Ascomycota; Leotiomycetes; Helotiales; Amorphothecaceae. Gene Ontology annotation, molecular function: calcium-dependent protein serine/threonine phosphatase regulator activity; calcium ion binding.
CCACGCCCCGCGCUACACCUUUUCACCAUGGGAAACACGAGCAGCGCCGUGCUGGAGAACAUCGUCCAGGGAUCGAACUUCGAUCGAGAUGAAGUGGACCGUCUACGCAAGCGCUUUAUGAAGCUGGACAAGGAUAAUUCCGGCACGAUCGAGCGCGAGGAGUUUCUCAGCCUCCCCCAGAUCUCAUCCAACCCUCUGGCCACGAGGAUGAUAGCGAUCUUCGACGAGGACGGCGGCGGCGACGUGGACUUCCAGGAAUUCGUGUCGGGACUCAGCGCGUUCUCCAGCAAGGGGAACAAGGAGCAGAAGCUGCGGUUCGCGUUCAAGGUCUACGAUAUCGAUCGGGAUGGGUACAUCAGCAAUGGCGAGCUGUUCAUCGUGCUCAAGAUGAUGGUGGGGAGUAACCUGAAGGAUCAGCAGCUGCAGCAGAUCGUGGACAAGACGAUCAUGGAGGCGGAUCUGGACCGCGAUGGCAAGAUCAGCUUCGAGGAGUUUACCAAGAUGGUGGAGAAUACGGAUGUCAGCAUGAGCAUGACAUUAGAUCAAUUCUAGCCUGGCUUCUCACGAUGACCGGAGCAGCAUAGACGAUAUCACGACCACUCAAUGUUUUGUAGUUCCGCCGCCGAGCUUGGGAAGGAGCAGUGCUCAGGGCGCCUGGGCGCCGGGGAGGGGCAUGAUCUAUAGAGUAUUAAUGGAGCUGGUGGAAGAAC